UGGUUUAGAACAUAAAAUAUGUAUAAAUUGGCUUCAUUAGAAAAGGAAAGAGGCAAUUCCCUCACUGCAAAAUACUUUAUAUUCUCUCAAUAUACUUUCCUCUUACAUCAUUUCCAUAUAUAUACUCACCGGUUAUUGAAUUGUUCACCAAGCAAAAGAGAUGGGUUGGAUUUGGCAAGACGACGAUGACGAUGUUCCCCGCCGUUCCGGCGAUUACCCUAGCGGGUCAUCAGCCGGGGACGACGGCGGUCAGUGCGCCACCCGGAAAGUCGUAAGGACACAGUGCCGAAUCGAGGAGUCCGAGCCUGGUAAGUUCGUCCGAAAGUGCGAGAAGACCGAGGAAAUCUUCAAGGACUGCGUCGGAAGGCUGCCUGAGAUGGUGCAAUCUAACAAAGAGUACACCGAGGAAGAUGUAACGCACCAAAUGAAUAAAGGGUUUGCUUUGCCAGCUUUGGAGUCAUCACAUCAAACGCCUUUCGACUUCCCUGGGCUGCGCAGUGAUAUUGAAGCCAUGGAACGCAACUUCUUCACUGGCCUUGACCGCUUCUUUGGAGCAGCCGAGGACACCAUGAAUGGAUUCUUUGGCUCAUUUGGCAUCCCUCAAGUCGACAAUGGUGAUCAAUCCUCCUCCGCAAGGACCCGAGGUAUACCAGUUCCAGAAGCAGCCGAGGACACCAUGAAUGGAUUCUUCGGUUCAUUUGGCAUCCCUCGAGUCGACAAUGGUGAUCAAUCCUCCUCAGCAAGGACCCGAGGUAUACCAGUGGAAUGCAACCCCCCGAAAGAACCUUCAACUGAAGUGUUCACUUCUGAUGCAGGAUUUGAUUUUCCAGGACAGUCCAAAGAGGUCUGAAGCUAGUUUUUUAGAGGUUUUGGCUAUGGAGUUUGCAGAGUAGUUUGGUGGCUUUUUCAUAGUAUUGUUUAUGUGAUCCAGAAUGUAGCUUAGAAAUUUAUAAUAUAAUUCAUAUAGUAAAACCUUAUAUUAUAUAAAAUGUUAAAUUGAUCAAUGGAAGCAACAUUUUUAAAUGCU
This is a messenger RNA of Ipomoea triloba (trilobed morning glory), 1027 nucleotides long. RefSeq names its product fra a 1-associated protein-like. NCBI's taxonomy places the organism in Eukaryota, Viridiplantae, Streptophyta, Magnoliopsida, Solanales, Convolvulaceae. The record is from RefSeq and is a predicted model, not a curated record. Bases 161 to 850 code for a protein of 229 amino acids. The transcript has 2 exons.